This is a messenger RNA of Schizosaccharomyces osmophilus, 1671 nucleotides long. It is a transcript of the gene ade6, whose product is annotated as phosphoribosylaminoimidazole carboxylase Ade6. Gene Ontology annotation, biological process: 'de novo' IMP biosynthetic process. NCBI's taxonomy places the organism in Eukaryota, Fungi, Ascomycota, Schizosaccharomycetes, Schizosaccharomycetales, Schizosaccharomycetaceae. The record is from RefSeq and is a predicted model, not a curated record. The transcript has a single exon. Gene Ontology annotation, molecular function: phosphoribosylaminoimidazole carboxylase activity; metal ion binding; ATP binding. The coding region runs from base 1 to 1671 and encodes 556 amino acids.
AUGGAUUCUUCUUCUGUGGUAGGAAUUUUAGGAGGUGGUCAGUUAGGCCGAAUGAUGUUAGAGGCUGCUCAUCGUUUAAAUAUUCGUUGUGUCGUAGUUGACGCUCCAAACUGCCCAGCAAAACAGAUUGACGGUGGUCGUGAUCAUAUUGAUGCUUCUUUCCGUGAUGAAAAUGCGAUCGCAGAACUUGCCAAAAAAUGUACAGUAGUCACCACUGAAAUUGAGCACAUCAACACCAAUGCUCUGGAGUCUAUCUCGUCUACCGUCUCUGUAGAGCCUGCUUAUUCUACUUUAAGAUGCAUUCAAGACAAGUACUUACAGAAACAGCAUCUUCAAACAUUCCAUGUUGCUUUACCCGAGUUUUGGGAUGCUCCUAAUCAAGCUGCAGUUGAGACUGCCGGACAAAAGGUUGGUUAUCCGUUUGUUCUUAAGAGCAAGACUCUCGCUUAUGAUGGAAGAGGAAACUACGUUGUUCGUCAACCCCAAGAGAUUCCUGAGGGUAUUAAGGCAUUAGGAGAUCGCCCUCUGUAUGUCGAAAAAUUCGUUCCUUUCUCAAUGGAGAUCGCCGUAAUGGUGGUUCGUACUUUAGAUGGUAACGUCUAUGCUUACCCUACUACGGAAACUAUACAAAAAGACAACAUUUGUCAUUUGGUUUACGCUCCCGCCCGUCUCCCUCAUCAUCUUCAAAAGCGUGCCCAAACCCUUGCCAUGGAUGCUGUUCGUACCUUCAAGGGUGCUGGCAUUUAUGGUGUAGAAAUGUUCGUACUACAAGAUGGAGAAACUGUCUUGUUGAACGAAAUUGCCCCUCGUCCUCAUAAUUCUGGCCAUUAUACAAUCGAAGCCUGUCCUACUUCCCAGUUUGAAGCACAUAUCCGCGCAAUUACAGGUCUCCCUUUCACCGAAGCCAACACCCGUUUAAGUACUGCAACUACACAUGCUCUUAUGGUAAACUUGCUUGGUGGUGAAGACCCCAACUACGUUUUUCGAAUUGCAAAGCGCUCUCUUUUAAUACCCGGUGCUACUUUGCACUUGUACGGAAAAGGUGAAUCCAGAAAAGGAAGAAAGAUGGGUCAUAUUACCAUUGUUGCCGACUCUUCUCAAGAAUGCGAACGCAGAUACGAAAUGUUGAUAGAGGAAGAAGAAAAGGCUCAGGCUCCCUCCGAGCCUCCCAUGGUUGGAAUUAUCAUGGGUUCCGAUUCUGAUUUGUCUAAAAUGAAGGAUGCUGCUAUUAUCUUGGAUCAAUUUAAAGUCCCCUAUGAAGUAACUAUUGUGUCUGCUCAUCGCACCCCUGAACGAAUGGUCACCUACGCUCGUUCUGCUGCUUCCCGUGGUCUUCGAGCUAUUAUAGCAGGCGCUGGAGGUGCUGCUCAUUUGCCCGGUAUGGUUGCAGCAAUGACUCCUUUACCUGUAAUUGGUGUUCCUGUUAAAGGAAGCUCUUUAGAUGGUGUUGAUUCUCUCCAUUCCAUCGUUCAAAUGCCACGAGGCGUGCCUGUUGCCACUGUUGCUAUCAACAACAGCACGAACGCCGGUCUUCUGGCUUGCCGUAUAUUGGCAUCUUUUCGCCCUGAUUUGUUGCACGCUUUGGAAGAAUAUAUGGAUAAUAUGCGUGAUGUAGUGCUUGAAAAAGCCGACCGCUUAGAGCAAAGUGGGUGGAAAAAUUACACAGUAUAA